Manis pentadactyla (Chinese pangolin) is the source of this 3111-nucleotide messenger RNA. RefSeq names its product calpain 2 (gene CAPN2). Gene Ontology annotation, cellular component: cytoplasm. NCBI's taxonomy places the organism in Eukaryota, Metazoa, Chordata, Mammalia, Pholidota, Manidae. The record is from RefSeq and is a predicted model, not a curated record. Bases 113 to 2215 code for a protein of 700 amino acids. The transcript is spliced from 21 exons. Gene Ontology annotation, molecular function: calcium ion binding; calcium-dependent cysteine-type endopeptidase activity. Gene Ontology annotation, biological process: proteolysis.
GCCGGCCCAGCAGGCGCAGCGGCCCAGGCCCCGCCCCGGGGAAGCCUUCCCGGAGAGGCGGCGGGCGGGCGCAGGGCGGACCCUCGGCGGAGCGCAGCAGGGGCGCGGGGCCAUGGCGGGGAUUGCGGCCAGGCUGCUGAGGGACCGCGAGGCGGCCGAAGGACUGGGUUCGCACGAGAGGGCCAUCAAGUACCUGAACGAGGACUACGAGGCGCUGCGCGCAGAGUGCCUGGAGGCCGGGGCGCUCUUCCAGGACCCCUCCUUCCCGGCAGCCCCUUCCUCCCUGGGCUUCAAGGAGUUGGGACCCUACUCUAGCAAGACCCAGGGCAUCGAGUGGAAGCGGCCCACGGAGAUCUGCGACGAUCCCCAGUUUAUUGUUGGAGGGGCCACCCGUACGGACAUCUGCCAAGGAGCCCUGGGUGACUGCUGGCUGCUGGCAGCCAUCGCCUCCCUCACCUUAAAUGAAGAGAUCCUGGCUCGAGUUGUCCCCCUAAACCAGAGCUUUCAGGAGGACUAUGCAGGAAUCUUCCACUUCCAGUUCUGGCAGUAUGGCGAGUGGCUGGAGGUGGUGGUGGAUGACCGGCUGCCCACCAAGAAUGGGGAGCUGCUCUUUGUGCACUCGGCUGAGGGCAGUGAGUUCUGGAGCGCGCUGCUGGAGAAGGCCUAUGCCAAGAUCAACGGGUGUUAUGAAGCACUCUCCGGGGGUGCCACCACCGAGGGCUUUGAGGACUUCACCGGAGGCAUUGCUGAGUGGUAUGAGCUGAGAAAGGCCCCUCCCAACCUGUUCCAGAUCAUCCAGAAGGCCCUGCAGAAAGGCUCUCUCCUGGGCUGCUCCAUUGACAUCACCAGUGCUGCUGACUCGGAGGCUGUCACCUUCCAGAAGCUGGUGAAGGGGCACGCAUACUCGGUCACCGGCGCUGAGGAGGUUGAAAGUAGAGGAAGCCUGCAGAAGCUGGUCCGCAUCCGGAAUCCCUGGGGAGAGGUGGAGUGGACCGGGAGAUGGAAUGACAGCUGCCCAAACUGGAACACCAUCGACCCAGAGGUGAGGGAGAGGCUGACCAGGCGGCACGAGGAUGGGGAGUUCUGGAUGUCUUUUAGUGACUUCCUGCGGCACUAUUCCCGCCUGGAGAUCUGCAACCUGACCCCGGACACCCUUACCAGCGACUCCUACAAGAAGUGGAAGCUGACCAAGAUGGAUGGGAGCUGGAGGCGGGGCUCCACUGCAGGAGGCUGCAGGAACUACCCUAAUACUUUCUGGAUGAACCCUCAGUACCUGGUCAAGCUGGAGGAGGAGGACGAGGACCAGGAGGAUGGUGAGAGUGGCUGCACAUUCCUGGUGGGCCUCAUCCAGAAGCACCGGCGACGGCAGAGGAAGAUGGGCGAAGACAUGCACACCAUCGGCUUCGGCAUCUAUGAGGUUCCAGAGGAGAUGACCAGCCAGACCAGCGUCCACCUCAGCAAGAACUUCUUCCUGACACACAGAGCCAGGGAGCGGUCGGACACCUUCAUCAACCUGCGUGAGGUGCUCAACCGCUUCAAGCUCCCUCCGGGGGAGUACAUUCUGGUUCCCUCCACCUUCGAGCCCAACAAGGAUGGAGAUUUCUGCAUCCGGGUCUUCUCUGAAAAGAAGGCCGACUACCAAAUUGUGGAUGAUGAGAUCGAGGCCGACCUUGAGGAGAUUGACAUCAGUGAGGAUGACAUCGAUGAUGGAUUCCGGAGGCUGUUUGUCCAGUUGGCAGGGGAGGAUGCAGAGAUCUCUGCCUUUGAGCUGCAAACCAUCCUGAGAAGGGUUCUGGCAAAGCGCCAAGAUAUCAAGUCAGAUGGCUUCAGCAUUGAGACCUGCAAAAUCAUCGUUGAUAUGCUGGAUUCAGACGGGAGCGGUAAGCUGGGGCUGAGGGAGUUCCACAUUCUGUGGAUGAAGAUUCAGAAGUAUCAAAAAAUUUACCGGGAAAUCGACGUGGACAGGUCUGGUACCAUGAACUCCUAUGAGAUGCGGAAAGCAUUAGAAGAAGCAGGGUUCAAGCUGCCCUGUCAGCUCCACCAAAUCAUUGUUGCCCGGUUUGCAGAUGACCAGCUCAUCAUCGACUUUGAUAAUUUUGUUCGGUGUUUGGUUCGACUGGAAACACUAUUCAGGAUAUUUAAGCAGCUGGACCCCGAGAACACUGGAAUGAUAGAGCUGGACCUCAUCUCUUGGCUCUGUUUUUCAGUACUUUGAAGUUGUGACUCGUCUUCCUGAAGACUUCACAUGACAAUCAACCAAGAACUAGGCUUUCACAGAGAAACUUUUUAUCCAGACCUUGAAAGUAUGGGAACAUUUGCUUAAAGUGAUAACAACUAUAGCUGAAAAUAAUAUUAUUUGAAAUAGCAGAACUUUAGAUAGCAGAGCAAAAGAUUUGCUUAUUAUUGUACUAAAACGCAGGUGAGCCACUUAAUCCUUGAUAAACUUAAAGCCUUAAAUCUAUAAAUAAUGUAUACACUUUUUACUUUUACACACUUACUGUUUAUAGCAAUAUUAAGUCAGAAAAAGAUAUAGGGAGUUGUUUAACAGCUGAGCAAACAAUAGACCAAACUCCUUGCUGGAAGUAUUUAAAGCAACUUAAAGUUCAAAGUCACAUCUGUGGCAUUUACCAAACAACCAGCCAGGGAUUACCGUGUCCCUUGAGCAGUGGAAAAUACGAUGCAUCACUAGGUAACAUCAAGGCAGGAGGAGGCCAGGUGAGGAAGCACACCUGGCCCAUUUCGGUGAACAGGAGACAACUCCAGCUAAGGCUGGUUCACCUAUCUCUCUGCGUCCUUGGGGCACAUCUGGUCUGAAACAGUUAUAAGUGCUGCUGGACUGUGCUCCCUGGCUGCAGCAGGGCGCCAAGACCAAGCAUCUAGUUUGCAAGCCAAUUGCAGUAACAGACAAGCCCCACUUCUGGCUGCCUGCCUAGGAACCUCCUGGCUCUGCAGCCUCUGGCAUUUGUGCAUGCGGCUGGGGGCCUUACAAGGGAGCACCCGGUUCCCAUUCCCCUCACUCUGGGAGAAUGCCAGCAACAUUAUAGACACAUUGCCUUACUGCCUUAUAUUCUUCCAGAUGUGCUGUUAAAUAAAGUUACCCAGGCAAUCGUA